Molecule: messenger RNA, 709 nt
Organism: Eurytemora carolleeae
Lineage: Eukaryota; Metazoa; Arthropoda; Copepoda; Calanoida; Temoridae
Exons: 8
Coding region: 94-537 (147 amino acids)
Source: RefSeq, a predicted model, not a curated record
CGCUUGCCCAGAAAAAGUGAGAUCUGAAAAAGUAUAAAUAUCAAAGCUUGUACUUCAUCAGUUCAGUUGCAUAUAGGCUGUAUACAGAACAGAAUGGCCUCCCGAACCCUUGACAUCUACACUUCAAAUAUUCCAUUGACCCAGAAAGCCCGAUUCUGGUCGGACUUCGUCAGCUCCUUAAAAGGCGAUCUGGUUGCAAAAGAAAAAUCAAUUAUGUUUACUCCUUCCCUCUUCUCUAUGUACAAACCCAUGGAUGUUACUUUGUACGACAUCAUUUAUGGUGAGCAAGAUCUAUGUGCCCGUGAUUAUGUACGAGAUACAACUUGGUAUCCGGGAGUUCAUGACAUUCUUCCACAGUACUAUCCUGAUCUUACAGAGGACUUAGGAAGAACGGAUUCACAUAUGAUGAGAAGAGCUCAGAGAGCCUGGACCCUUCCUCCCAGACAUAUUGUUCAAACUCCAGAAAGGAGUGGUUUAAGUGAGUAUAAUCCCAUCCAUACAGACAUUUACGGCCAUGGAAGGAGAAGAGGAUUUUAAGAAAGUCCUGGAAAACUUAAAGUGUACAAAAAGUCAACCUGUAUAACAAGAAAAUUCGACCAGAGGAAAACCAUCAUCUGUAUUUUAAGCAAUCCCACACAUAAUUUCAUUAAAUAUACAAACAUGUCAAUGUAUUUAAAAUUAUAUUUAACUAAUAAAUUCUUUAAACUAU